AUGCCUCCCUCUUAUCCUCCAAACUUCCCAGCGACCUCCGCGGCGCACCAACAACCACCACAACUAUCCUCCUCCCGAAGACGACCCCGCGUCGACUCCCACUCGGACCCCGACACCAACGACAACACUACCCGCACCGCCGCCAGCAACAACCUAGGCAAACGCCCCCGAGGCGAAUACACCUUCUCCCCAUCCGCCCAACUCCCCACCCCCCAUCAACAAGACCCAUUCCAGCCCACCAUGUCAGCCAAAGCCCAAGGCAAGCGGCCCGAAGUCAUAGACCUCACACAAAACUCCAGCCCCGGCCGGCCAUUCAACAGCAGUUACGGCGGCGGCGGCGGCGGUCGACCAGGUGGCAUCACAGGCCUACAACCCCAUCUCGGUCCACGAAAAUUAGUAAUCAAGAACCUGCGCCAGACGACAUCGACGCAAAGGGCCGGCGCGGACGAAUACUACACCCGAACUCGAGCUGAUUUGGAUAAUGCCCUGGACGCUAUCUUUGCCGGCCGCCCUACAGGCGAGCCUAUGGAGCUGCUGUACAGAGGGGUGGAGGAUCUAUGUCGGAAGGGCGAGGCGGAGAGCCUGUACAACCGACUGAAGGAUCGAUGUGACCGAUGGCUUACCUCGGAUGAUGGCAUUGGGCAGUUGAGGAAGGAGGUCACUGCCAAUACCACGCAUUUUAAUGUAAUUGAAGUUACGGCGGCGUUGAUGGGGGUGUAUCGGAGGUGGAAUGCCAGGAUGUUGAUUGUGAGGAAGGUGUACUCGUACCUGGACAGGAGUUACCUGCUAUUGCAGUCUACGAUUGGGAAGGAGGACAAGGGGAGGCAGGGGGUGAAUGAUAUGGCGAUUAGUUUGUUCAGGAAAGCCGCGUUUGGGCCGAGGAGUGCGACAAAGGCAUUGCCGCUUGGGGUGAUGGUUCUCAGGGGAAUGAUUACGCUCAUAAUGCAGGAGAGGGAGGACCAGGAGAGGGAGCAGAUCCCGGGCGGGUUGGAUAGGGUGCAACUGCUGAAGGACUCGGUCACGAUGCUGAAGGUGUUUGGGGUCUAUGGCAAGUUCUUCGAGCCCUGGUUUUUGGAGCAUUCAUACGAGUUUUACAAAGAAUUCGCCGAGCAGAAGAGUGAAAGCUGUGGGCUGAGGGAUUACAUCAAGCACAUCGAUGCGCUGCUCAAGAGGGAGGAGCACAUGUGCGACUUUUACGGGUUUGACAGCACGACGAAACGACAGCUGCUGCAGGACGCGCAUGGGGUUCUCAUCACGAAGUAUUCGGAGAAGCUGCUUGACACUGGGAGCGUGGCUAAGCUCCUCGAGGCUGAGGACGUGCCUUCUAUGAAGGCGCUCUAUCAGCUGCUCAAGCUGUCCGGCUUGCAGAAUAAGCUCAAAGAGCCGUGGGACAGCUACAUCAGAAAGACUGGCUCAGCGAUUGUCAGUGACACGGCGAGGGGCGACGAGAUGGUCAUUCGCCUUUUGGAACUGCGGCGGUCGCUGUACGUCAUGAUCCGGGAUGCUUUCGACCAGGACGAAGUUUACAGUUACGGCCUCCGAGAAUCCUUUGGCGGCUUCAUGAACGACUCCAAGAGUACUUCGGCUUGGGGGACAGGUACUUCCAAGGUUGGCGAGAUGAUCGCCAAGUACAUCGACAUGUUGCUGCGUGGUGGCCUCAAGACUCUUCCCAAGUCCUUGCUGUCAGACAACAAGGACAAGGCCAUCGCUGAAAGAAGCGGCCUCGCCGCCGCAGGCGACGAAGACUCUGAACUGGACACACAGUUGGGUCAUGCUCUCGAGCUGUUCAAGUUCAUCGACGGCAAGGACACGUUUGAAGCCUUCUACAAGAAAGACCUGGGCCGCCGGUUACUCCUGGGUCGCAGCGCCAGCCAAGAUGCGGAACGGAGCAUGAUCACCAAACUUAAAGGCGAGUGCGGUGCUAACUUUACGCACAACCUCGAGCAAAUGUUCAAGGACCAGGAGCUUUCCAGGGACGAGAUGACGUCCUACAAGACCUGGCUGGCGGGCACAGGCAAAGCCACAAAGGGUGGUGUUGACCUCACUGUCAAGGUCUUGUCUCACUCUGCCUGGCCGACGUACAACGACGUCAAAGUCACGCUGCCCAAGGAGGUGUUGGAGCAAACCACCAGUUUUGAAACGUACUACCAAGCAAAGCACACUGGGCGUAAACUCACCUGGAAGCACAACAUGUCCCACUGCAUCAUCAAAGCCCGCUUCGAUCGCGGGCCAAAGGAGCUUUCGCUUUCUGCCCAGCAAGGUUCGGUCCUGAUGCUCUUCAACGACGUCCCCGACGACACCCCCUUGUCAUACAGCCAAAUCUCCCAAUCGACCUCUCUGACGGGCGCUGAACUCGACCGAACCCUCCAGUCCCUCGCCUGUGGCAAGUCGAGGGUCUUGUCCAAGGCUCCCAAGGGGAGGGAUGUUUCCCCUACUGAUACCUUCACCGUCAACAGGGCGUUUGCCGAUCCCAAGUUCAGGGUCAAGAUCAAUCAGAUUCAGCUCAAGGAGACAAGGGAGGAGAAUAAGGAGACGCAUGAGAAGGUGGCGAGGGACAGGCAGCUGGAGACGCAGGCGGCGAUUGUGAGGAUCAUGAAGAGCAGGAAGACGAUGGGGCAUGCGCAGCUUGUGGCCGAGGUUAUCAACCAGACCAAGGCCAGGGGGGCGGUGGACCCGGGGGAGAUUAAGGCGAAUAUUGAGAAGUUGAUUGAUAAGGAUUAUAUUGAGAGGGAGGAGGGGAAUUAUGUGUAUUUGGCGUAA
Messenger RNA from Podospora anserina S mat+, 2760 nucleotides. RefSeq lists its product as uncharacterized. NCBI's taxonomy places the organism in Eukaryota, Fungi, Ascomycota, Sordariomycetes, Sordariales, Podosporaceae. Bases 1 to 2760 code for a protein of 919 amino acids. Gene Ontology annotation, cellular component: Cul4-RING E3 ubiquitin ligase complex. Gene Ontology annotation, molecular function: ubiquitin protein ligase binding. The transcript has 2 exons. Gene Ontology annotation, biological process: protein ubiquitination; DNA damage response; ubiquitin-dependent protein catabolic process. The record is from RefSeq and is a predicted model, not a curated record.